This is a messenger RNA of Malus domestica (apple), 2043 nucleotides long. The record is from RefSeq and is a predicted model, not a curated record. Lineage: Eukaryota; Viridiplantae; Streptophyta; Magnoliopsida; Rosales; Rosaceae.
GCGACAGGGCCCCACCGUGACCUUCCAAAAUUCCAGAAUUUUCAACCCGCAAAAAUUCAAUUCUCACGACAAUUCAGUUUUUCCAGUUUGCACUUUCCAGAUGGUUAAAGAAGGAGCUAGAGAUUAGAACAACCCGAAAAACCAAACCCAGCAAAAAGCUCCACACGCCCAGCAGCCAUGGUGUCGUACGUGAGCGCGCUGCUGUACGGAGUGGGAGGCCUGGUGGUGGCCGGCAUGACAUUGCUCGUCGCUCUCCAGGAGCGCCUCGUCUACGUCCCCGUCUUGCCGGGUCUCACCAAGUCCUACCCGAUUACCCCCGCCCGCCUCCGCCUCACAUACGAGGACGUCUGGCUCCAGUCCUCCGACGGCGUUCGCCUCCACGCUUGGUUCAUCAAGCUCUUCCCUCUCUGCCGAGGUCCAACCCUAUUGUUUUUCCAAGAAAAUGCUGGAAAUAUUGCUCAUCGUCUUGAAAUGGUCCGCAUAAUGUUACAACAACUGCAAUGCAACGUGUUUAUGCUUUCAUAUCGAGGUUAUGGAGCAAGUGAAGGAUAUCCUUCUCAGCACGGGAUCAUAAAAGAUGCUCAGGUUGCAUUGGAUCACCUAUCGCAGAGGACUGACAUUGACACAUCUAGAAUAGUUGUCUUUGGAAGGUCACUUGGGGGUGCAGUUGGAACUGUGGUUGCUAAAAACAACCCUGAUAAGGUUGCUGCACUGAUACUGGAAAACACUUUCACAUCUAUUUUGGACUUGGUUGGAGUUUUAUUUCCUUUCUUGAAGUGGUUCAUUGGAGGCAGUGGUUCAAAAGGUCCUAAAGUACUCAAUUUUCUCGUACGUUCUCCUUGGAGUACAAUUGAUGUCAUUGGUGAGGUUAAGCAGCCAAUCCUCUUUCUUUCCGGCUUGCAAGAUGAGAUGAUUCCUCCAUCCCAUUUGCAAAUGCUGUAUGCCAAAGCAGCUGCCCAUAAUAAGCGGUGUGUUUUUGUGGAAUUUCCCACUGGCAUGCAUAUGGAUACUUGGCUUGCUGGUGGUGACGAGUAUUGGAGAACGGUCCAGGAGUUUCUUCAACAACAUGUUCCAGCGAAAAAAGAUGAUGGAUCCUCUCACAGUGAUAGCGAUGUUGAACGUUUUUACCAGCAAUGCGAUCCUGAAAAGGAGAAUCUUUGUUUGUAUGGAUUCCCGAAUGAAGAAUGGGAGGUUAAUCUACCUGCUGAAGAAGUUCCUCCAGAGCUCCCGGAACCUGCUCUGGGCAUCAACUUUGCCCGAGAUGGAAUGCAAGAAAGGGACUGGUUGUCUCUGGUAGCUGUGCACAGCGACGCGUGGUUGCUUUCAGUGGCUUUCUACUUUGGUGCCAGAUUUGGUUUUGACAAGACUGAAAGGAAACGUCUCUUCACUCUGAUGAAUGAUCUGCCAUCUAUCUUCGAGGUUGUGGCGGGCAUUGAAAAGAGACAGUCAAAGGAGAAGUCAUCAGUUUCAAAUAACAGCAUCCAUAGGCCUAAGUCAAGCUCUAAAGGGAGAGGCUCUGAAUCGGUCAAAUAUGCAAGAGCAAUGCCAAAAAAUGAGGACGGGGGUCUGGAUGGGGAAGGUGAUGAUGAUGAGCACGGCGAGACUGUCUGUGGUGCAUGUGGGGAGAGCUAUGCUGCUGAUGAAUUCUGGAUUUGCUGCGACAUAUGUGAGAAGUGGUUCCAUGGAAAAUGCGUGAAGAUAACCCCAGCCAGAGCUGAGCACAUCAAGCACUACAAGUGCCCGUCAUGCAGCAACAAGAGAGUCCGUCCUUGAAAUUACAACAGGGGGUUUGUGCGUCCGCCCCCCUUGUAAGUAGUUCAUGUUGGAUAGAGCUAAGCUAACAAUCGGCGUGUGAGCCAUGGUGGCAUAACCCUUCUACUUAGUACUUUGUUCUUCGUGAUCUUGUUACUUGGAUGAUGUUAAUGUCUCGUAAUUAGUAGGAUCUAUGAACGGCGAUGCUAUGACUGUUUUAUGCAGUUCUGUCAAAUGCUAAUGGCCCUAAAUUAGCCUGCCAAAUUUCAAAAUCUGAUAUCUGUUAUCUGA